This is a messenger RNA of Pelobates fuscus (common spadefoot toad), 1348 nucleotides long. RefSeq names its product rhomboid like 2 (gene RHBDL2). Bases 76 to 957 code for a protein of 293 amino acids. Gene Ontology annotation, molecular function: serine-type endopeptidase activity. Gene Ontology annotation, cellular component: membrane. The transcript has 8 exons. NCBI's taxonomy places the organism in Eukaryota, Metazoa, Chordata, Amphibia, Anura, Pelobatidae. The record is from RefSeq and is a predicted model, not a curated record.
GUUUAGGGUAACACCCAUCAGCGUCUGGAAGCUGCUCACACAGGAAGCCUAGAAGUUUGAAUCCAACUGGAAAACAUGGAACUCGAGAGGAUGGCUCCGCGGGAAGAAUGGCCAGAUGAGACUGAGGAAAACGAUGAAAAACCUGAAAAAGCACCAACUUAUACCUGUUGUGAUAGGUUCCACCAAACCAUCUCUAACUGGAUGCUACCUUCAGACCUCAGAGACUCUUACCUGGAGAGGGCAAACUGCCUGCCACCUCCAAUUUUCAUAAUCUUAAUUAGCAUUGCUGAGCUUUCAGUAUUCAUUUACUACGCAGUAUGGAAGCCACAGAAACAAUGGAUUACCUUGGGAACUGGUAUCAAUAAUAGCCCCUUGACAUACCGGUAUGAUAAACGAGAAGAGGCAUGGAGAUUCCUUUCUUACAUGUUCGUGCAUGCUGGAGUUCAACACAUUAUUGGGAACCUUUUUCUCCAACUUCUUAUUGGAAUCCCCUUAGAACUGGUUCAUAAAGGACAUCGUGUAGGUCUAGUAUACCUGGCAGGAGUCAUUGGAGGAUCCCUGGCCAGUUCCAUUUUUGACCCUCGUAAAAAUCUGGUUGGUGCUUCUGGUGGUGUCUAUGCUUUAAUAGGUGGUUAUUUUAUGAACGUGAUAGUGAAUUUCAGAAGUAUGGUGCCGAUAUUUGGGAUAUUUCGAAUUUUAUUGAUUGUACUAAUAGUUGGAACAGAUGUAGGAUUUGCCCUUUACAGAAGAUACAUUGUCCAUGAUACUGAAUUACAGGUCUCUUUCGUUGCUCACUUUGCAGGAGCCAUGGCUGGAAUGUCUAUUGGUUACACCGUAUUCACCUGCUUUGACAAAAACUUAAUCAAAGACCCCAGAUUCUGGAUUUGUAUUGCGGCUUAUGUUGCCUUUCUGAUUUUUGCUGCUCUUUUUAAUAUCUUCUUCUUUUCAGCAUAUUGAAUUGUGAAAGAGUCCAAGAAAAAGGCAGAACUAAAUGUAUGAACUAUGUUGUGUGUACAAUCUUUACCUUGGAUAUAUAGUCUUGGAACAAUAUAUUGUAUGGAAGAUAUGCAUGACAUAUAAGCGAAGGUUUCAUCCAUUAAGUCUCACUUUCGUGGUCUCUUUCUACUGUUAUGCCAUAGUUACCAAGUUAACUUGCAGCCAAGGUUAGUCUGAGUUUGACAGUUUCUACAAACACAAUAUAAAGCAGGGAAGACUCAUGCGCACUAUCAUCUCAAGAAAAACAUAUUGGUGGCGUAAAUCAUAAUUGUGAUAUAUAUUAUAAGGAAACUAUAAAAAAAUUUUUUUACAAAAUGUGAACUUGUCUGAAGUUGGCAUCUUACCAGCCUCU